UAUUGAACCGAAAGAAGAUGAUCGGAAUUACCAUCAACUUGAUAGACUUGAAAACAAAGCAGAAGCGCCAACGAAUUCCACCUCUAGUCCUCGCUGUUACACAAAAUCCCAAAAAUUGUCGUUCGAUUCAAUCAUCAUCUACCAUUUUCUCUCUCUAGGGUUUAUAAUAAUACAUAAGUUGACGUAUAGAUCGGCCAAUUGAGUUCUAAGUUCUCUCUCGGAGUGGAGGCAGAUUCGUCUAAUUUCUGCAAAUUUGUCGAAUCGGUUUGAUCUCUGAGAUAAUUGAUUCCAAUUAGGGUUCAAAAGAGAUGGGUAGUCCUAAGAAAAACGAAAGCAAGGGUUUCUUUUCGGCGAUGACUUCGGGAAUUUCAAUGUUCGGGAACGCCAUGCAGAGAUCUGUCAACGGAUUUCUAGGCUACGAAGGGGUGGAAGUUAUAAAUCCAGAGGGAGGCAAAGAAGACGCAGAGGAGGAAGCUCAAAGAGGAAGAUGGAAGCAGGAGGAUCGAGACAGUUACUUUAAGAUGAUGCAGAAGUAUAUAGGCUCGGAUGUGACGUCAAUGGUGACACUUCCAGUCCUUAUAUUUGAGCCAAUGACAAUGCUUCAAAAAAUGGCAGAGUUAAUGGAGUACUCCCACCUCUUAGAUCAGGCAGAUGAAUGUGAGGAUCCCUACAUGCGGUUGGUUUAUGCUUCAUCGUGGGCAAUAUCUGUCUACUAUGCCUACCAACGCACCUGGAAGCCCUUCAACCCUAUUCUUGGUGAGACUUAUGAAAUGGUGAAUCAUGGUGGGAUUACAUUCAUUUCUGAGCAGGUGAGUCAUCAUCCUCCAACGAGUGCUGGGCAUGCUGAAAAUGAGCACUUCACUUAUGAUGUUACAUCAAAAUUGAAAACCAAAUUUUUAGGAAAUUCAGUGGAUGUCUACCCUGUUGGAAGAACACGUGUAACUCUUAAGAGAGAGGGUGUAGUCCUGGAUUUGGUGCCACCUCCCACCAAGGUUAACAAUUUGAUAUUUGGACGAACUUGGGUGGAUUCACCAGGGGAGAUGGUCAUGACAAAUUUGACUACUGGGGACAAAGUUGUGCUAUACUUCCAACCAUGCGGUUGGUUUGGAGCUGGUCGAUAUGAAGUGGAUGGUUACGUUUAUAAUGCUGCUGAGGAACCUAAAAUAUUGAUGACUGGCAAAUGGAAUGGGUCAAUGAGUUAUCAACCAUGUGACAUGGAAGGGGAACCCUUUCCAGGAACAGAACUGAAAGAGGUUUGGCGAGUUGCUGCUACUCCAGAAAAGGACAAAUUCCAGUACACACAUUUUGCACAUAAGAUAAACAGCUUUGACACUGCUCCUAGGAAGUUGUUAGCGUCAGAUUCUCGUUUGCGCCCUGAUAGAUAUGCGCUUGAGAAAGGUGAUCUAUCUAUGGCUGGAGCUCAGAAGAGCAGUCUGGAGGAGAGACAGAGAGCUGAAAAGCGAAAUCGAGAGGCAGAGGGACACCAGUUCACACCAAGAUGGUUUGAUCCAACUGAUGAAGUUACACCUACACCUUGGGGGGACUUGGAAGUCUACCAGUACAAUGGCAAAUACACGGAACAUCGGGCUGCAGUAGAUAGCUCAGAGAGCAAUGAUGAGAAUGACGUCAGAUCAACAGAGUUUAACCCAUGGCAGUAUGGUAAUUUGUCUGCCGAAUGAGGUAUACUCGUUCGUGUGGUUUGGAUUCUUCAAUCGCUUAAUAGAACUUUCUGCAUUGCGUGGAAGCUCUCUGUUGUUUGUUGCCAUGUGUACAUUGUCUUCGGUUUCAUAAUCUUAUUAUCUCAGUUCAAUCCGGCACACGCUGGUGGGAUUUCUUAGUGCUCUGUACUUUUUUUUCGGUCAAAAAAUCACUACUCACAAGCUAUUCUGAUAAUCCUAUGUUGUACCUUCUCAAGAUUGGUUUGCUUGUCCAUUCAGUUUGUGUAGAGCACAUGCGAAAAUACAGAAUAAUCUAGUAGAUAAACUUUUCAGCCUUCUGUAAUUUACACUGUUCUAUAUGUAUGAUGUAUUGUUUACUCAAAUUAGUCCUUUUCCUUCA
This is a messenger RNA of Cornus florida, 2058 nucleotides long. RefSeq names its product oxysterol-binding protein-related protein 3C. The record is from RefSeq and is a predicted model, not a curated record. The transcript is spliced from 10 exons. Gene Ontology annotation, molecular function: sterol binding. Bases 309 to 1679 code for a protein of 456 amino acids. NCBI's taxonomy places the organism in Eukaryota, Viridiplantae, Streptophyta, Magnoliopsida, Cornales, Cornaceae. Gene Ontology annotation, cellular component: membrane; intracellular membrane-bounded organelle; cytosol.